CAAGUACAGCAUUCAAUGAUUAUUUAUGCAUUGAAUGGAAUUUUCACACACAGAUAUCAUCGGACAGAUGGGGGCUCAUGCAGCUGCUCUUUGAGGAAUGUUUGGCUUCUCAAACCAAGAGCACAUAAAUCCAGCCAUUUAUAUUUUAGAGGACCGGACUUUACUGCAGCUCACAAUUCAAAGUCAGCUUCGAAUUUACUAUUUUUUAAAAAUAAUAAAAAGAGUAUUUUUUUUUCUCUCAGAUCCCCUUUACCUAUUCUGAAGUUCACCUCCAAAAAAGGGAGUGCACCUUUAAGAGUCUCUUUUUGUGAAGUGAGCCAAUUAUUGUUUUCAUAUCCCGGCAAACAGGGGAUACACAAGGAGAGCAGCCAAGUAGCUGCAGCAAGUCUGUCAUGCCUGAGCCGAGGCAAAACACUGAACCCUGAAUAAUACAGCUCCCGGGAAGCGUAGAUUGUAUCUCGAAGGAAUGGCUGCUUUCCUGUGAAAUUACAAUGCAUACUCUGUUUAUCCAGGAAUCGGUCUGCGUUUGUAUUCUGCUGAGUGGAAUAACAACAGCCUCCCUGUUACCCAUACAUGGAAUUUGCAGACGCCCCCUUGACAGCAGCAGUUAUUUCAUCACUGCCGAUGAUCCCCAACAACAAAACCAUUCUGUCCAGAGUUGGGGACCAGACGACACUGCCCUGCACCUUCACUCCAAAGACCAGCGAUGGACUUAUAGUGACUUGGACUAAAAUACCGGGACAAACAGUCUACUUUUUCGCACAAGGCAAAGAGGAUCCUGGGAUACAGGAGGAGCGUUACAAGAACAGGACCUUUGUGAAUGAAAGCCGGUUCAAUAAGGGCGAUUUCACUCUGUUUCUAGAGGAUACAAGAGUCUCAGAUGAAGGGAACUAUCAAUGUUUUGUUCGGUUCAAGCCUGCUGAUUUUGAAAGUAGCAGUUUAGAACUGUACGUUGCAGCAAACUACACCAAGCCAGUGGCUUCCUGUCUCCAGUCAAACAGCGCCGGCAGUACCCAGGAGGCGAGCGCUGUGACCCUGAGCUGCCAGACCGAGGGAGGCUACCCCGAAGCCCAGCUGGUAUGGACCUUUAGCAAUGGAACCCGAGUCCACAGUGCUGCCCAACGCAGAGCGAUUGACAGCAAGGGGCUGGUCAGUAUCCAGAGCAGCCUCGUCAUUGCCAGAGCUCUCAGUGAGAACCUCACGUGUGGAAUCCACAACAGUAGACUGAGCCAGAGCUUCUUCACCUCCGUCACCUGCAGCCUGCCGAGCUCAGCAGGAAGUUUCCAGAAUGAGGAACGAAAACGACCAGGCCUCCUGGCCUCCGUCGUGUGUUUUGUGUCAAGUCUCCUGUCACUGAUUGUGAAGAAGGCCUCCUGCUGCUGAUACAGUGUCAUACCUUUCACUGACAGAUUGUGAUGUAGCACACUUUAUGAAAGUAAUAGCCAUCCUAACCUAUGGUACUGGGUUUCAACACCUUCCAACGACAUUCAGACAGGAAGCUGGAGUUCCGGUGUCCAGUAGCAUUUACUUUGAUUAAUGACCCUGGACAAAAAACCAAUACCGACCCACUAUAAAACAAUAGGACUAAACGGCCAGCUUAAACAUCCUGUUUACAUUUCACUACUUGUUUCACUCAGAUCAGAUCUGUCUAAUAAAUCAAUAAUUCCUUCCAAUGAAACCAGUUUUUUUUUUAAACAAUAUCUGGUUAGGACCUGUUCAUUUGGCUAUUAGUUGGGCUCUUGCUGGACUGUCUGGUGCAGAGACACAGAGUGUACUUUCUCACGGGCGAAUGUUCUUCAUCAUUAAUUAGAUCUCGCUUCGAUCCCCUUUCUAUUGAAACUCCUGUAUUGUGUUUAUAUAUAUAUCCAAAAGAAAAAGGUAAUGUAGGUACACUAAAAUGUGAGUGAUUGAUUAAAAAAAAUCUAUUAUAUCA
Molecule: messenger RNA, 1933 nt
Organism: Acipenser ruthenus (sterlet)
Lineage: Eukaryota; Metazoa; Chordata; Actinopteri; Acipenseriformes; Acipenseridae
Product: CD276 antigen-like
Exons: 6
Coding region: 574-1383 (269 amino acids)
Source: RefSeq, a predicted model, not a curated record